Molecule: messenger RNA, 1152 nt
Organism: Microdochium trichocladiopsis
Lineage: Eukaryota; Fungi; Ascomycota; Sordariomycetes; Xylariales; Microdochiaceae
Exons: 4
Coding region: 1-1152 (383 amino acids)
Biological process (GO): proteasome-mediated ubiquitin-dependent protein catabolic process; regulation of proteolysis
Cellular component (GO): cytoplasm
Molecular function (GO): ubiquitin protein ligase binding
Source: RefSeq, a predicted model, not a curated record
AUGAUCUUCCGCAGUCUGAGCACAAGGACUUGUCUCAACUCGGACGCUACCGGCACUUCCUCCUCUCUGCACGGCGAGACACAACUCGUCAAGUUCCGACGGAGCUACAGCUUGACUGCCGAGAGGCCACCCGCCUUUCGCUCAUCAUCAAGCAUACGACUCGGCCGGCAGAAGGACCACAGGCGAAACGGAACCUACAAUAGCGGGAGUCAUUCAAGAGCAAGUAAAUACGGCCUGAUACCCGAAGAGGCACAGCCACAGAAGAGCAGCAGCAGCACCACCAGAAAACGGAGGAGCCUGCGGAGCAUAGUCAAGGCAAUCAUGGGUCUCUUAUCCGCGCGGAGCAGCUCCUCGAGCAUCCUCGAGGCGGCACCAUUCGGAGAGGUUGAUAACGUCAUGGACUUGCCGGACUCGUAUGUCCACUCUGAUCUCGAAUUACUUGAGACGGGUCGCUUCUCCGAUUUCUCGAUACAUUGCCGAAGUCGGACGUGGCGGGUGCAUAGUCUGAUCGUGUGCUCACGAUCAGACUGGUUUGACCAGGGGCUCAAUGGGGAGUCCAGCGAGUCCGGCAAGAGGGUCGUGACGCUAUCAGACUGCGAGCCAGACGACAUAGACUCUAUGCUUCUCUUCUUGUACUCGGGAGGGGGGUUACCAGACUUCUCCUUGACAAAAUGGGCCAAGGCCUCCAACGUCUACACGGCGGCCUGUCACGCUUUCUACCUGGCGGACAAGUUCUCGAUUGACCUGCUGAAACGCCCCGCGCUCAAGCAAAUCGCCGUGCAGACCAAGCACCGCAUCCCGGGGGACUCCUGGGAGCACAAGUUCAUGGAGGCCGUGCGGCUCGAGUACACGGGGCCAAACCUGCCGCAGCGCUCCCUGAGGCAGAUGUUCCUGCUCGAGGCGGUGCGGUCGCGCGGGCGGUACCGGGGCCCAAAGUUCCAGGGCGUGUUCUCGGACGAGAAGCUCGCCGAGGAGAACAUCCCCCGGUUCAAGGAGCAGGUGAGCAAGCUGGAGAAGGUGCUGCUGGACAACGAGGGCGGGGACGAGCAUGCCGUUGCGCGCAUGCUGAGGGUGAAAUACACCUUUGUGUCGGAGGAGGCCAGCCAUGCUAGGUGGUUACGAGACUUUCCGCCUCAGGGGAGGAUCGUCUAG